UCUCUAAGCACAAUUGACAACGAGCGGUGAUAAUGAUAUGUCAUCAGAUCUCCACCGCUCUCAUACAUCUAAAAUUAACGACAUCUACCCCUGAUCCAACCAACGAACUAUCUCCGAAUCCCUCGUGGUGUACAUCACAAGGUAAAACUGAUCACUAUCAACAAGGAUCUGGACGUGUUGUCAGUAUCCUCAACUUCCAGAAACCCGUACUACUUACUACAAGGACCGGGAACGUAUUCCUAAUAAUAGAAAUCAAUGGCAGAUCAUUUUCACGAAGAUGAUUUCAGCUGCUACACGUCGUGCCCUGGUAUAUAAGUGUCAUAACAUUCCCCGAAGCUCAACGUUGCAACGCUCACUCCUCAAAUGUCGUCGCUUACCCCAGAACUCGCUGCUAGUUUUCCCCUUGGCAAUUUUAGCAUGGGAACAACACUAGGAGCGAUUUAUAUUGGAGCUACUAUAUCUGCGGUCUUUUAUGGACUAACCAUCCUGCAGACCGCCGCCUAUUACAAACUGAAUCAUAAUGAUCCGUGGCUCUUUCGGUACAUGGUCGCCAUACUAUGGGUACUCGACACGCUUCAUGUUGCGCUGACAACUCACGCACUCUAUUUCUACCUUAUCAAAUCCUUUGGGAAUUAUUUCGCUCUGCUGAGCGUUAUUUGGAGCUUUCCGUUGCAGCUCGUGUUCGACAUGUUGAUCAAUAUUAGCGUCCAAGCGUUAUACGCUGUCAGAAUAUGGAAACUCGGGCGUCAUUUUGACAUGGUCUUGCCACGGUUUAUUCUUGUUGCUGUCGUAGCAUCCACGUCCGGGACAGGUUUCUACAUGCUUUACAGCAUCUACACCCUCGCGAACUUUUUAGACAUUCCAAGGAUCAGGGUAUCAAUAUACAUUGUCUUCUCUAUGAUGGUGGCGGCCGAUUUCACCAUUUCCGGCGCAAUGUGUUUUUACCUACACAAGGGCAGGUCGAUGACUAGCUUGUCCAGUACUACGAGAUCAAUUGCCAGACUGAUAUGGGCCGUACUAAUAUCGGGGCUUCUGACAAGCAUCUGUUACCUUCUUGUUCUUAUAACGUACAUUGUCUGGCCGGAUACUCUCAUUUUUAUUGCCGUUGGUGCCUUCAUCCUACCAAAACUUUAUAUAAAUUCCCUACUCGCAAUGUGGGUCUAAAGUCCGUCGUCCUAGUUUAAAUUUGAUAGUUCUUCCCAGGCUCAAUUCGCGCAAAAGUUCAAUCUGGUCGGUCGGAAAAGACCGAAUUGUUGAUCAAAAUAUGAUGAGAUUUGCUCCUCAUAGUGCUGGAAGUGGGAUGGGACAGACAAAUAUUACUAUCCCUGGUCUCUCCAUGACUGGAGCAGAGACGGUGCGUAGCGCGUUCCGUGAACUGUAAAGCAUUAAACGACUUGAAACUCCUUUGCAGAAUAUUAGUAUACUUCUACCUGUAGCGGAAGGAGAUCAUUCCAACGGUAGCACGGGUGGUAUGACAUUUGCGUAAUGACAUGUCCUAUUUAAUUCGAUUAUAUGACCUACAUUUCAAUGACAAUUGCUAGUUUUUCCACAUCCCGUCAAAGCCUAUG
Desarmillaria tabescens is the source of this 1568-nucleotide messenger RNA. RefSeq lists its product as uncharacterized. NCBI's taxonomy places the organism in Eukaryota, Fungi, Basidiomycota, Agaricomycetes, Agaricales, Physalacriaceae. The coding region runs from base 364 to 1164 and encodes 266 amino acids. The transcript is spliced from 20 exons. The record is from RefSeq and is a predicted model, not a curated record.